Oldenlandia corymbosa var. corymbosa is the source of this 1710-nucleotide messenger RNA. NCBI's taxonomy places the organism in Eukaryota, Viridiplantae, Streptophyta, Magnoliopsida, Gentianales, Rubiaceae. The record is from the annotation of a GenBank genome assembly.
AUGGUUUUUUAUAUAUACCAUUUUCACAAAAAAAGAAGAAACAUAGACGAGCUAACACCGUCUCCGCUUCCACCAGGGCUUUUCAUUUUGUAUUCUCCUCUUACUCGCCGCGCAGCUGAAUCUCCGAAGACCUCAUCCGCCAUGGGGAGAGGACCUGCAAGAUGUUACCGUCAGAUCAAGAACAAGCCUUAUCCUAAGUCCAGGUAUUGUCGUGGUGUCCCUGAUCCUAAGAUCAGGAUCUAUGAUGUGGGAAUGAAGAAGAAAGGAGUGGAUGAGUUCCCUCUCUGUGUCCAUUUGGUCAGUUGGGAAAAAGAAAAUGUCUCAAGUGAGGCACUUGAAGCUGCUCGUAUUGCUUGCAACAAGUACAUGACCAAGUUCGCUGGAAAGGAUGCCUUCCACUUGAGGGUCAGGGUUCAUCCAUUCCAUGUCCUGCGUAUCAACAAGAUGUUGUCAUGUGCUGGGGCUGAUAGGCUCCAAACUGGUAUGCGGGGUGCCUUUGGUAAGCCGCAGGGAACAUGUGCUCGUGUUGCCAUUGGUCAGGUACUGCUCUCAGUGCGUUGCAAGGAUUCCAACAGUCCUCAUGCUCAGGAAGCUUUGCAUCGUGCCAAAUUCAAGUUCCCAGGUCGCCAAAAGAUUAUUGUUAGCAGGAAGUGGGGCUUUACCAAGUUCAGCAGAACUGAUUAUGCCAAGUGGAAACAAGAAACAGGAUUGUUCCUGAUGGUGUCAAUGCCAAGCUUCUUGGCUGCCAUGGACCAUUGGCUAACCGUCAACCUGGCAGAGCCUAUUAUAAGAAACACGAAGAAGGGAAAACCGUGUGCUGUUUUCUUUUUUCCCUUUUCUGACUCAUCUUUGUGUUGGCCUGGAAGUGCAGCUGAAAAGAAGAUAUGUGUGGAUGAAGGUGAACAAAAUGGUACUUUGAAUGGUGCACAAAUUGACAGCAAUUCUGACUCAGCUGCAUACUCUCAUCCAGGAACACCAGGUGCUCAAGAACUGUAUCGCCACACGUUACUUUUCAUUCGGACUCUAGUAGAGGAGGAUCAAAAAGAGUUACUACAGAAGUAUUUGCAUAAGCGUGAAGAAGGGACCACGUCUUUGGGUUUUAUUUUCAACAGUGAAGGGAUUAUGGUAGCUGUUGAUCAUUCAAGCAUAUCAUCAAGUUCUUUUCCAGAGAAUGUUGGUUUACUGACUUCCCACAUGCUUGCCGUUAUCUCUGGAGGAAACGAAGUUUUGCGAAAUAUUUAUCUGGGUUAUCUGAAAGACAUGUGCCGUGAUCUUGAAAAGAAGGGGAAUAAAGCUUCUGCAGCUGUAGCAUCGAAGUGGCUGGCUGGCUUUUUGUCUCGUCAUCCUUUCAGUGAUGACAGGUUCUCACUAGGAAUACUGAUCGCUGGGUGGGACAACGAAUCGGGACCCGGCCUGUAUAAAGUGGAUGCCAAGGGGAAAGAGCUUAAAGAGUCGAUGCUUGGAACUGGAUCUGGUUCAGAUGCUCGUUCUAUAUUUCUUAUCAGGUCCCUUGACAAGAUGUCCGUGGCUGAAGCUGCACAGUUUGCCAAAAGUGCACUGUGUACUGGUGUAAGAAUCGCGCCUGAAAGUCGCGAAUGUGUUAGUGUUUUCCAUGUUGGAAGUGCUGGAGUUACACCGGUGGUGUCCAACCAUGAUAUAGCAGAAGCGCAAAAGCAGCUCCGCAGGGCGCAAAACAGAGCUCCGAUGUGA